AUGGACAUGUUGGACCCCGAAGUAGAUUUAGAUGUGCCUGCUGAAGCGGAGGAACUGAAAGCAGCUGGUUCGCGACCGCCACCGGUGAAUAGCGAUUACUUACCUCUUCCGUGGAAGGGCCGCUUGGGUUAUGCCUGUCUCUGCACGUAUCUGCGAAACUCCAAUCCCCCUGUUUUUAGUUCCCGGACUUGCCGAAUCGCGUCCAUUCUCGAAAACCGUCACCCUUUGAAGGACCCAGCCCAGCCUCCGCAUCCAACGAAAAACCGCCCAGACCGGGACCAAUCUCCUGAUAUUGCAAGGGGUGAGGCGUAUGUUCAAGCCCUUGGGCUCGCGAACGUAAGAGAUACCAUAAAGAUGCUGCGCUGGAACGAUCGCUAUGGUAUCCGGUUUAUGCGAUUGAGCAGCGAAAUGUUCCCGUUUGCCAGCCACCUCGAGUAUGGAUACAGGCUUGCCCCAUUUGCGUCGGAGGUUUUGGCGGAACUUGGUCAAGUGGCCGCAGAGUUAGGCCAUAGGGUAUCUGUCCACCCUGGUCAAUUCACACAGCUGGGCUCGCCACGUCGGGAAGUCAUCGAAAACUCGAUUCGAGAUUUAGAAUAUCAUGCCGAACUGUUGAGCCUUCUCAAUUUGCCAACACAACAGGACCGCGAUGCGGUCAUGAUCUUGCACAUGGGAGGAAGUUUUGGAGACAAGCCAGCAACUUUGAAGAGAUUUGAGGAGGUUUAUAAAACCAUUUCCAAAGACAUUAAGAAAAGGUUGGUUUUAGAGAACGACGAUGUUAAUUGGACAGUGCACGAUUUAUUACCCGUGUGCGAAAAGCUCAAUAUCCCUCUAGUGCUUGAUUAUCACCAUCAUAAUAUCAAUUUUGAUGCUGAUAAAAUCCGCGAGGGUACCUUGGAUAUCAUGAGUUUGUACAGCCGGAUUAAAGCAACGUGGACUAAAAAGGGCAUCACUCAAAAGAUGCAUUAUUCAGAGCCUACCCCGUCAGCUAUCACAAAGAUGCAGCGGCGGAAGCACAAUCCAAGAGUGCAAAUGCUACCACCGUGUGAUCCAGCAAUGGACUUGAUGAUUGAAGCGAAGGAUAAAGAGCAAGCAGUUUUUGACCUAAUGAGAACCUAUAAACUUCCUGGUUUUGAGAAGAUUAAUGAAGUUAUCCCCCAUACCAGGCCUAGUCCAGCAGAGGACGGUUUGGAUAUGGGAGGACCCGAAGGAAGGGUUUACUGGCCUCCGGGUAUGGAGCAUUGGCUUCGGCCAGAGAAACGAAUUGUUAAACGGAAAACAGAGAAUGGGACGCCAGGCCCAAAGAAACGUACGCGUGCCAAAACUAAAGUCAUGAUGGCGGAGUCGGAAGAAGAGUUGGUGAUUCAAGCCAAACCUGCCAGGAAGAAGGCCUCGAAGACGAGGGCGAAAAAGUCUUGA
Molecule: messenger RNA, 1416 nt
Organism: Uncinocarpus reesii 1704
Lineage: Eukaryota; Fungi; Ascomycota; Eurotiomycetes; Onygenales; Onygenaceae
Product: UV-damage endonuclease
Exons: 3
Coding region: 1-1416 (471 amino acids)
Biological process (GO): mitochondrial DNA repair; response to UV; nucleotide-excision repair
Cellular component (GO): nucleus; mitochondrion
Molecular function (GO): endonuclease activity
Source: RefSeq, a predicted model, not a curated record